Messenger RNA from Dioscorea cayenensis subsp. rotundata (Guinea yam), 470 nucleotides. RefSeq lists its product as uncharacterized. The transcript has a single exon. NCBI's taxonomy places the organism in Eukaryota, Viridiplantae, Streptophyta, Magnoliopsida, Dioscoreales, Dioscoreaceae. The record is from RefSeq and is a predicted model, not a curated record. The coding region runs from base 31 to 369 and encodes 112 amino acids.
CAGACUUCUUAGCAACUUCACACUCUAACAAUGGCAGCAACAUCAUCUCCAGUGGAGAUUGGCGCACGCGGAACUAUUGCAUUUCUGGUUUCGAAAGAGAUCGAAUACUUCCAGAAGCAGAAGCAUGGCAUAAAUCAUCAGGAAGGAUCACAUAAGCAAAAGACAGUGAUCGAAGAAGGCGCCUCCACAAGCGGGAGUUCCAUUGCAACAAAGAGCAAGAAAAAGAAAGCAUCAGUUAGCAAAGCAUUUUUGCCAAGCAUUUGUUCAGCAGUUGACAUCAACAAUUCUGCCGUCCGAGUGGAAAGAAUUGUAGGAAUCAGCAAUAAUAAUAGAAUGAGGUCGGACGGCAAUAAGCUGCCUCAAAUCUAGGCAGUGGACUCGGAGAGCUUUGAGAAGCCGAGCUUCUUGAGCCUGCUGCUCAUAGGAUUGCUGCAUUUCAGGUCCACCACUUCCACAAUGUAAGAAUUUGG